AUGACUACAUCGCCACGAUGGACGCUCAAGAGUCCACAUGUUGCUAGGACAGUUCGCGAUUACUUGGAAGACGUCACUAUUAACGUGAUGGAGUGGCCAGCUCGUAGUCCUGAUCUCAAUCCUAUCGAGCAUGUAUGGGAUGAGCUGAAGAGGCGUGUUCGAGCAAGAAGUCCAGCUCCCACACAUCUCCAAGCGCUGUUAUCAGCCAUUGAAGAAGGGUGGAACGUUAUACCACAAGAAUUCAUAAUUAAGUUAAAACGGUCGAUGAAAAACCGACGAUAUCGCACGACGCGCCGCAGCGGCCCGCUGAGCGUCCCCGUACGUCCCACGAACUUCCGCCCGGUGCCAUCGCAGCCCCCGGGACCAGCAACGGUGGGACGUGCGCAGCAAGUGCGCGCCCCCCCACCGCAACCCCGCCCCUCCGCUGUGAACAAACAAGCGCGUCCGGACACGCAGCCCGCGCCCUCGGACGCAGUGCCGCCGCGUUCCGACGCGCCGCCCGCGCGCUCCGCCGCGAGUGCAUCCGAUGCUCGAGCUGGUGCGCAAGCUGCGUGCUCAGCCGCGCGCCCCGCGCGCUCGACCGCGUCCGCCGCGCGCCCCGCCGCGCACCCCGCACCCUCGGACGCAGUGCCGCCGCGUUCCGACGCGCCGCCCGCGCGCCCCUAUGCGCUGCCCGCUCGCGCUGUCGCGCGCCCUGCCGCGCCGCCUGAGCGCUCCGCUGCGCUGCCUGCGCGCGCUGCCGCGCUCGCUGCGCGUCUCGACGCGCUCCCUAUUGCGCAGCCUGCGCGCUCUGCCGCGCCUCCUGCAGGCUCAGACGGGCCUGCGGCGCACCUGGACACGCCCUCCCCGCACCCCGCAGGCUCCUCCGCACCUGCCGCCGCUACCCCGGCGCACCCGACGCUGUGCUACAAGCGGACGGUGACGCCGCAGCGGCUGUGGUUCGCCUCCCACUUCUCCCCCCCACCGCCGCGGACCUCUGCGCGGGACUCACCGGCGGCUAUGCCGGGAAGUCUCUCGCGCAGCGGGUCAGAGAUGUCGGUGGCAUCGGGGGAGUACUCUCCAAUAAGGGACCAGUCCCCGCCACACCUAGAGGACGCCUCUCCGCGGCGUGCCAUCUCCGCGAAGGAUGGCUGCGGGGCCUGCACACAGUAUCGCUUGGGGUACUCACCUUCCGCGGCGGCAUCGUCGUCGUCGUCCGGGCUGCGCUGGCGACACUGA
This is a messenger RNA of Helicoverpa zea (corn earworm), 1218 nucleotides long. Its product is annotated as transcriptional regulatory protein AlgP-like. Lineage: Eukaryota; Metazoa; Arthropoda; Insecta; Lepidoptera; Noctuidae. Gene Ontology annotation, molecular function: nucleic acid binding. The record is from RefSeq and is a predicted model, not a curated record. The transcript has 2 exons. Bases 1 to 1218 code for a protein of 405 amino acids.